AUGGAGGCCUUUGACUGGGCUGAGCUGCCUGAGCUGCUCAAGCUGUACUAUCGAAGGCUUUUCCCCUUCUCCUACUACUAUCGCUGGCUCAGCUAUGGCAAAGUGGUGAAGAAUUAUUUUCAGCCCUGGGAGUUUUCAUUCACUCUGAAAGAUGAUAUAUACAUUCGCUACCAGUCUUUCAACAACCAAAGUGAAAUGGAAAAGGAGAUACAGAAGUUGAUUCCCUAUCAAAUUGAUAUUGGAGCAGCAUAUUCCCACAGACCCAUCCAACACAAUAUGGUGAAGCUGGGGGCUUUUCAGGCACAGGAAAAAGAGCUGGUGUUUGACAUUGCCGUGAUGGACUACGACGACAUGAGGAGGUGCUGUAGUUCUGCUGUAUCUGUAUGUUCCAAAUGCUGGACCCUCGUGACAAUGGUCAUCUACAUCAUCAACAGAGCUCUGAAAGAGGAUUUUAAAUUUAAACAUUGCCUCUGGGUAUGUUCCAGAAGGAUAGGUGUUCAUUGUUGGAUCUGCGAUGAUGCCUUCAGAAAAUUGUGCUCAGCAUUCUGCUCUGGGAUAGUAGAAUAUCUAAGUCUUGUGAAGGGAGGAGAAGACAUGAAAAAGCAAGUUCAUCUCGGCACAAAGAUUCACCCUUUCCUCAGAAAAUCAAUAAACAUAGUAGAAAAAUAUUUUGAAGACUAUGCCCUGGCUGGUCAAGAUAUUCUUGAAAACAAAGAGAACUGGGAUAAGAUUUUAACUCUUAUUCCUGAAUCUCUUCAUGCUGAUCUUUAGCAAGGAUUCCAAAGAUGUCACAAUUCAGUCCAGCAUUGGGAAUAUUUGAAGAAAGUAGCGAGCAAAAAUCGGCCUGUUAGAAAUGAGAAAUUUGUACCCUGGGUAGAGUGUGAGAUCAUGCUACAGUACUAUUUUCCUUGUCUGAAUAUUAAUGUUAGCAAAGGAAUGAAUCACUUAUUGAAGAGUCCAUUCAACAUUCACCCUAAAACAGGUCGUAUUUCUGUUCCUACUGAUUUGCAGAAAGUGGAUCAAUUUGACCCCUUUGCUGUUCCUACCAUAAGCCAGAUCUGCCAUGAAUUAGUUGUGGUGUCCACUAGCGAAGAGGAUGGGAACAAGGAGAAUAAAGUUGAGGCUGAAGUGAAGCCUUGCAGGAGGGAUUAUAAGAAAACCAGUCUAGCUCCUUAUGUGAGGAGUUUUGAACAAUUUUUGGAAAAACUGGAUAAGUCCAGAAAAGGAGAACUUCUGAGGAAGAGGGAUACACAGAGACUUCUGAAGUCAACGGCUCCCUUUAUACCCACGUGGAUUUCUCUGACCUUCAACCAAUAA
Monodelphis domestica (gray short-tailed opossum) is the source of this 1317-nucleotide messenger RNA. Its product is annotated as DNA primase subunit 1. Gene Ontology annotation, biological process: DNA replication, synthesis of primer. The record is from RefSeq and is a predicted model, not a curated record. NCBI's taxonomy places the organism in Eukaryota, Metazoa, Chordata, Mammalia, Didelphimorphia, Didelphidae.